Lutzomyia longipalpis is the source of this 2485-nucleotide messenger RNA. It is a transcript of the gene RanBPM, whose product is annotated as ran-binding protein 9. NCBI's taxonomy places the organism in Eukaryota, Metazoa, Arthropoda, Insecta, Diptera, Psychodidae. The record is from RefSeq and is a predicted model, not a curated record. The transcript is spliced from 10 exons. Gene Ontology annotation, biological process: cytoskeleton organization; cell surface receptor signaling pathway. Gene Ontology annotation, molecular function: protein binding. Bases 160 to 1959 code for a protein of 599 amino acids. Gene Ontology annotation, cellular component: cytoplasm.
GUGUGCAUCUCUUUGUGGGACAUCCGCACCCUGUCCAUUGUGGCGAAAGUGAAAAUAAGAGGAAGAAGAAGAAAAAUAAUGGCGAAGUGAAUCAAAGUGUUUGAGGAGAAAGAUAAAAUAAAUUGGUGAGAAGAAAAUUUGCGUGCACUAAAUGGAAAAAUGGAUUCGCAGAGUAGUCAGUCGAGUAGUAAGUCAUCUGCGCAGCCCAUUGAUAGAUUCAAAUUGCUCUACAUGAAUGUGAACGAGGACGAAACCCCGCUGCCAAGAAGCUGGAGCAGCCAAGACAAAUGCAAUACGAUUGGAUUGACCCAAAAUAAUUUACGUGUUCACUACAAAGGAAUUGGGAAGUCACACAAUGAUGCAGCUUCAGUGCGAACAGCCCAUCCAAUACCAGCCACAUGUGGGCUGUACUACUUUGAAGUGAAAAUAAUAUCAAAGGGACGCGAUGGUUAUAUGGGGAUUGGAUUGACGGCGCAGAACUUCAAAAUGAAUCGACUUCCAGGAUGGGAUAAGCAGUCGUACGGAUAUCAUGGGGACGACGGUAAUUCCUUUUCAUCGUCUGGAGCUGGUAAGCCAUAUGGGCCAACAUUCACGACGGGCGAUAUAAUUGGUUGUGGGGUGAAUUUGGUGGAUAACACGUGCUUCUACACAAAGAAUGGUCACCACCUUGGCAUAGCAUUCAGGGACCUGCCGGCAAAAUUGUAUCCCACUGUGGGCCUUCAGACACCCGGUGAGGUGGUUGAUGCCAACUUUGGGCAGGAACCUUUUAAAUUUGACAUCGAAGAUAUGCACAAAGAGCUCAGAGCUGCCACAAAAGCUUCCAUUUAUUCGUUCCCAUUGCCCGCGGAUCAGGGUGAUUGGACGACAAUCCUGCACGAUAUGGUGCAAUCGUAUCUCAUUCACCAUGGCUACAGCGCAACAGCAGAGGCAUUCGCCAAAGCCACGGGACAAUCCUGCAAAGAAGAUAUGCAAUCUGUGAAAAAUCGGCAGAAAAUCCUUAAGCUAAUCAUGUCGGGUCGGAUGGGGAAUGCAAUUGAGCAGACAAUGCGUUCAUAUCCGGGCCUGUUAGAGAGUAACCAAAAUCUCAUGUUUAUGCUAAAGUGUCGGCAAUUUAUUGAGAUGGUAAAUGGAUGUGAUUUCGAUGGUCCCUCCCUUGCGUCGUCCGCAUCGGCGUCUUCGCGAACGAGCCCGGUGCAGACGUCGGUGAUUCAGUCCACAAAGGCAUACCAGAAUGGGGCGACGGUGUCCGUGGGGGCGGCAACAGGUGCUACCCAGAGCAAUGGGACCACCACCACAACAAAUACACUGAUAUCCGAGGAAAUUGCCACCGACAAUCACGACGGGAAGACAAGCAGCGUAACAAGCAAUAGUAGUUCAAAUUACACUCCAAGUAACAACAAUAUGACUGAUGCUCAUCUCAAUCACGUGGAGAUAAACAACCAAAUAAAUUCACACACCUCCAGUGACUAUUGCAAUGAUGUCGAAAUGGAGAAUGGCCAUAUUGCCAAUGGUAAUAGUUAUAAAAAUGGUACUUCAGACAAUAUAAACGACUCAAUAGACGGCGAUGAGAAAAUGGAUGUUGAUAGUGCCGUUAGCAAUAAGUCGAGCAAAUCUGGUGUCGAGAGGAUGCUAGAAUUCGGUCGGGAGUUGUCUCAAAUGAGUCAGAGACUGGAGAAGGAGAAUGGACCCAAUGAGGAUAAUCGAAAAAUGCUAGAGGACGCAUUUAGUUUACUGGCGUAUUCGAAUCCAUGGUCGAGUCCGCUUGGGUGGCAAUUGUGUCCGUCGCGACGAGAAUCAGUCUGUGCCGCACUCAAUUCUGCCAUACUAGAAUCUAUGAACUACCCGUGGAAUUCACCUCUGGCCGUUUGCGUGGCACACGGGUAUGAAUUGCGGAAUCUAAUGGCAAAAUCGGGUCUUGGGGCAUGUGCGUUUGUCGACGAUGUCAUUAGCUAUCACUGACCAACUCCAAAAAAAACGAUCUCCGACAUAAUUUUUUCUAUUUUUAUGAACAUCUAAGUUUCGAUGCAGAAAAAAAUCGGGAAGAAUUACCACUCAUUAUAAAAAAAAAAUAUGUUAACUUGAGAUCGAAGUGGGGAGAAAGGCUGGAGACACGAUGAAGACACGAACGGAUGAAAAAAAGGAUAAAAGAAAAAAAACAAACACAUAGAGAAACACAAUUAAUAAAAAAGAGAUUCUAUAUAAAUAACAGAAGAAAAAAUAAUCUAUAAAAUACAAUAUUUAAAAAAAAAAGAAAAGAAAAAACCCAACAAAUGGAUAAAAUAGUGAAUAUCAAUUUAAAUUUUUAUGUUCAGUGCGAAUGAUGUCCCAAAUAUUUCUUUACUCUUUUUUUUGGAGAUUAAAAUUCGGUUUAAAAUUAUUUGGUUUAAGAUUUAAAAAUGUUUUAUAUGAGUUUACUUUUUUUUUGGAAUGAUAAAAUUUGCUGUAAUUUUUAAUGAGAAAAAAUACAUUUUGCGUUCUAAGCCCA